AUGACAGCCAGGAGCGGUCCGAUGCCUGACAUCGAUGAGAGCCGUGGCUGGUGGGGCUUGGCAGAUCAUGCAAACAAAGGUGGUCUUAUGAGAUCAAUGAUGGCCAAUGCAGCAGCUAAUCAGAUGAUUAAUGUGUCUGUGAGGAGAUCUGGAGUUGAUGCACCAAUAUCAAGCGCAACAUCUUACCGGGUCGUCUCAAGAGCGUUUGGCAUCCCACGUUCCACAGUCAAUGACAUCGUCCACAAGGUUGCAACCAAAAUCAUCAAGCUCAAAAACAGGCUCAUCUGCUUUCCACCGCCUCACGAGCUUGAUAUAAUUGGUGCUGGCUUUGCACAUCUGGCUGGAUCUGCAGCAUUCGCCAAGGUUGUGGGCAGCAUCGACGGCUGUCACAUCCGAGUCAAGCCCCCAAGCACAGAUGCUCAGUGCUAUUACAACCGCAAAUUCUUUCAUUCUGUCCAGAUGCAAGCAGUGUGUGACCACCAGUGUCAGUUCCUGGACAUAUUUGUUGGCUACCCAGGCUCAGUCCAUGAUUCAAGAGUUUUGAAAAACAGCCCUUUGUAUGUGCGUUCACUGUACCCACCUGAAGGCUAUUGUAUUCUGGGGGAUGGUGGAUCCCCAUGUAUGUCACAGCCCAUCACGCUCAUCACACCAUACAGGGAGCCAGCGAGGAGUGCAGUUGCUGCAAGAUUUAACAGGCACCAUGCAAAGGCCCGUUCUGUGGUUGAACGGGCCUUUGGCAUAAUGAAGACCAGGUGGCGGUCCAUAUUUUUCAAGGCUCUAGAGGUGCACCCUGCUUUUGCAGUGAAGGUUAUCGCCUGUUGUGCCAUUCUGCACAACUUCUGCCUCAGAGACGGAGACAUGCUCGAGCCUGUGGAAGAAGCACUGGGGCCAGAAGAUGGAGAUGGUCAGCUUCAGCAAGACCAGCAGUGUGGGGAGCAGCUGCGUGGGCGCAUUGCUUCUGCUCUUUCAGCUCCAACAGCUAUUCCUCCAGCUCUUCAGGACCAUGACUACAAUUUAGGAUAG
This is a messenger RNA of Rhinichthys klamathensis goyatoka, 1023 nucleotides long. RefSeq lists its product as uncharacterized. The transcript has 3 exons. The record is from RefSeq and is a predicted model, not a curated record. Lineage: Eukaryota; Metazoa; Chordata; Actinopteri; Cypriniformes; Leuciscidae. Bases 1 to 1023 code for a protein of 340 amino acids.